This is a messenger RNA of Arabis nemorensis, 180 nucleotides long. Lineage: Eukaryota; Viridiplantae; Streptophyta; Magnoliopsida; Brassicales; Brassicaceae. The record is from the annotation of a GenBank genome assembly.
AUGCACAUCAUCCAUAGAACCCCUUCAACAAAACUUCCAGAAGGUCCUUACAGUGCUACCUCAGCGGUUCGAGAUCCUAGCCAUCUACCAAUGGGAGAAAGAGAUAGAAACUUUCCAGAAGUCUUCCUGAUGGAAAAAUCAAGCAAGUUUUCUUCUUCGACCCAGAUGGAAAUGGAUUAG